CUCACCAUGGAGUUCACGGUGAUCGACUACAGCAUCUUUGCGCUGCUGCUGGUGCUGUCGUCGGCCAUCGGGCUCUUCUACGCGCUGAGCGGGAACCGGCAGCGCACAGUGCAGGAGUUCUUGCUGGCCAACCGCAACAUGAGCUUCCUACCCGUUGCUCUCUCCCUGCUGGCCACCUUUCAGUCAGCUGUGGCUAUCCUGGGUGUGCCAGCUGAGAUCUAUCGCUUCGGUACCGAGUACUGGUUCCUCGGCUGCUCUUACUUCCUGGGGCUGCUCAUCCCAGCCCACAUCUUUAUCCCUAUCUUUUACCGCCUGCACAUCACCAGCACCUAUGAGUACUUGGAGCUGCGCUUCAACAAGACGGUGCGGGUCUUUGGCACUGUCACCUUCAUCUUCCAGAUGGUCAUCUACAUGGGAGUGGUGCUCUAUGCACCCGCACUGGCCCUCAAUGCAGUGACAGGCUUUGACCUCUGGAGCGCGGUGCUGACCAUUGGGCUUGUCUGCACGCUGUACACCACCCUGGGUGGGCUGAAGGCUGUCAUCUGGACAGACGUUUUCCAGACGCUGGUGAUGUUUGCAGGGCAGCUGGCUGUUAUUGUGGUGGGUGCCCGACGAGUGGGUGGCAUGGCCCGCAUCUGGCACCUGGCUGAGGAGGAGGGCAGGAUCUCUGGCAUCGACCUGGACCCUGACCCCUUCGAGCGUCACACCUUCUGGACCCUGUCGAUGGGAGGGGUCUUCAUGAUGCUGUCGCUCUACGGGGUGAACCAGGCACAGGUGCAGCGGUACCUCAGUGCCCGCAGCGAGUGGGAAGCCAAGCUCUCCUGCUACGCUGUCUUCCCCUGCCAGCAGAUCGUGCUGUGUCUCAGCUGCCUCACCGGCCUUGUCAUGUUCGUCUACGACCGGGAGCACCCAUUGGCACCUGCCCAGCGCCCCAAAUCCUCUGACCAGCUGGUGCUGUACUUCGUGAUGGACGUGCUGCGGGACCUGCCUGGGCUUCCUGGGCUCUUUGUUGCCUGCCUCUUCAGUGGUGCUCUCAGCACCAUUUCCUCUGCUUUCAACUCGCUGGCCACGGUGACAAUGGAGGACCUGGUCUCGCCCUGCUGCCCUGGGCUGUCGGAGUCACGGGCCACGCUGCUCUCCAAGCUGUUGGCUCUUGGUUAUGGAUUGCUUUGCCUGGGGAUGGCCUAUGUGUCCUCCAUGCUGGGUCCUGUGCUGCAGGCAGCCAUCAGCAUCUUUGGCAUGGUGGGGGGCCCGCUCCUGGGGCUCUUUUGCCUGGGCAUAUUCUUCCCCUGUGCCAACUCCACGGGUGCUGUCGUGGGGUUGCUGGCAGGCCUGGCCAUGGCCUUCUGGGUGGGCAUUGGCAGCCUGCUGCAGAGCAUGGGGGCAGCCGGGGAGCCCUCCCCACCCAACAGCACUCUACUUCCCACCGCCGACAAUCUCACCACUACCCUUGCCACCACGCUGCUGACCCCCAUGCUGGCCUCCCAGAGCCCCACGGGGCUGCAGAAGUUCUACAACUUGUCCUACAUGUGGUACAGUGCCCACAACUCCACUACUGUCAUCCUGGUGGGGCUUCUGGUCAGCCUGCUCACUGGUGAGUGCAGGACAGCAGCUGUGGACCCCCGCACCAUCUACCCGGUGCUGCCACGCCUGCUGUGCUGCCUGCCCCCCAAGUACCGGCAGAAACUGUGCUGUGGAGUGGCUUUCCCUGACCAGGACAGCGACCAUACAGACACUGUGAUGAAGAGCAAUGGGAUGGCCAAUGGCUUGGUGCCCCCUGGCUCUGGGCAGCGAGAACAGGAGGGUGAAGGGCAGGGAUACAUCUCUAUGGGUGGAGCCCCCGAGUAUUCCCUGCAGGAGACCUCCUUCUGAGCCCCCCAGUUCUGAGCUCUGCCCAGGCAUGGGGGUCCAGGCCACCCCCUGCACCCUUCCCCAGCUCCCCCUGAAGCCAGGGGGCACAGACCCUUGUAGGUUUGUAGGACAGGACUGGGGAGCACUGAAUUAUAGAGGGGCUGGGUCCUUCAAUGGAGGGGGCUGACUGGGCUGCACCCCUAUGAGCAGCCAAGCUCCCAGCCUUCCAGCUGCCCACAACAGGGGUUGUGCUGGACUCUGUCCUCUGGCCAGGGGGCUUUGGGACCACAGGUAUUGGGGCGGGUGUUGGAGCGGUGCCUUGUCCCUGCCCUAGGCUGGGUUGCUGCCCAGUGUCUCCAGCCUGGCCAUGUGCCUUAUGGCACCGCUCCCAAUCUGGGGACUGCCCCACACCUCCCCAGACCCCCAUCACCCAUCUCUCUGUUGUCCCCGCAAUAAA
This is a messenger RNA of Indicator indicator, 2308 nucleotides long. RefSeq names its product solute carrier family 5 member 6 (gene SLC5A6). Gene Ontology annotation, cellular component: membrane. The coding region runs from base 7 to 1872 and encodes 621 amino acids. The record is from RefSeq and is a predicted model, not a curated record. Gene Ontology annotation, molecular function: sodium-dependent multivitamin transmembrane transporter activity. NCBI's taxonomy places the organism in Eukaryota, Metazoa, Chordata, Aves, Piciformes, Indicatoridae. Gene Ontology annotation, biological process: sodium ion transport; biotin transport; pantothenate transmembrane transport. The transcript is spliced from 15 exons.